CACGCCGCGUCGUGUACCAGCUUUGUGGCGGAGAGUAUUGUGCCAUUCGUUCGUUAACUGGAGGUUUGGUUUUUGUUUUCAAGAGAACGCAUGUAUUUGUUCUCUAUCUGUUUAUUCGGACACUGAUUAUUUGGUAUAAAUCAUCAUGGUUCAAGAAGACAUGUAUUAAUGGAAACAUUGGUCUGUGUUCGAUUUAAAUAUCACUGUCUAUCUAAUUGAAUCCAAUUAAUUUUUUUUGUAAAAGAAAAUAAAUUUAAAAGUCGAUCAAUCAAGCUCAACAAAGAGGGGAAAAAACUACUAUUCUAAAGGGCGUGUGUACUUAGUGUACCUUAAAAAUGAAAGGCACAAUUUGAUGAGCUUUGCAAAGACGAAGGGAAACUACUCCGUUUCACCAUGAGCAGGGAGCAUAUCACAGUUUCUCAAGAUCCCGGUUUUAUUGUUAUCAAAUAUGGAGACGACCAGGAAGCGUUGCUGAACCCAAGAUGUCCGACACACGUUUUGGUCGACUGGAUCCGACGAAUCUGCGAGUGUGAUGGCGACAGUAUCUUAGACCUCGUGGAUCUAGAGGGACAAGUCAAAAAUCUCCCAGCAACCUCGGAUGAUUACGCCACAAAUUACGUCACAGGGCGCGAGACCUAUGUCGUCAUAAGAGUAGAAAGGGAAGGAGAGAACGGACCAAACCGCUACAUCUCCUUACUCAACCACUUAGAGAAGGUUAACCCGGAGCUUUUGGUCAAACUGGACAAUUUGUCGCGACCGGACACAAAGACAGGCAAACGAGACCGGUUCAAAAAGUCGUCAGUUCGAGGCCCGCGUCCUGCGGUUACCAAGGGAGACAACAAGCAGCAACGACCAACCAGCACGGAGAGAGCAGCCAAAUCAAAACAAGGGAAAUAAUACGACUGUAAAUAAAAGUUCGAAGAAAAACCUAUUUUUACAUUUAAAUAAAUUGCUUUAAGAUAUAUGUUAAUAAAAGUAAAAUUAAU
Molecule: messenger RNA, 986 nt
Organism: Physella acuta
Lineage: Eukaryota; Metazoa; Mollusca; Gastropoda; Physidae
Source: RefSeq, a predicted model, not a curated record